AAGGACUUAAUGCCCAACUCUAGGCCAGCCAAGCCCUUGGCCCCUUCCUUGGCCCUCAGUCCACCCUUGGAGCCUUUAUGCAACUGGAGGGCUGCACCCAAGACCUCAGAUUUGUUGGAGGCCCGAGGCCCAGGGGAAAUCUUCCAGGGCUGGGACCUCCAAGGUGGGGCCCAUGCCUCCUCCUCAUCAUUGAACCCCUUCCCACCAUCGCAGAUGCAGCUGCCCACCAUGCCCCUGGUCAUGGUGACACCCUCCAGAGCACAGCUGAGCCCCUCACCCUACUUGCAGGCACUCCUCCAGGAGAGACCACACAUCAUGCAUCAGCUCUCAACAAUGGGUGCCCAUGCUCGGACCUCUAUGCUGCAGGUGCAACCCCUGGAAAGCCCAGCCAUGAUUGGCCUCCCAUCUCCCACCGCUGCUACCGGAGUCUUCUCCCUCAAGGCUCGAUCUGGUCUGCCACCUGGGAUCAACAUGGCCAACCUGGAGUGGUUGUCCAGGGAACCGAAGCUGCUGUGCACCUUUCCCAGUCCUAAGGCAUCCAGGAAGGACAGUACCCUUUCAGCCAUACCCCAGGGUUCCUACCCACUUCUGGCAAAAGGCAUCUGCAAGUGGCCUGGAUGUGAGAAGGUCUUUGAGGAGCCAGAGGACUUCCUCAAGCACUGCCAGGAAGACCAUCUCCUGGAUGAGAAAGGCAGAGCACAAUGUCUCCUCCAGAAAGAGAUGGUGCAAUCUCUGGAACAACAGCUGGUACUGGAGAAAGAGAAGCUAGGUGCCAUGCAGGCCCACCUGGCUGGGAAGAUGGCACUGACCACAGCUCCAUCUGCGGAACCCUCCAACAAGAACUCCUGCUGCAUUGCAGCCACAGGUACCUCAGGUAGUGCCCACGCCACCUGGUCUGCUCCUGGGGAGGCCUCCAAUGGCCUAUUUGCUGUGAGGAGGCACCUUUGGGGCAGUCAUGGAAAUAGCACAUUCCCAGAGUUCUUCCACAACAUGGACUACUUCAAGUUCCACAACAUGCGGCCCCCUUUUACUUAUGCUACUCUCAUCCGAUGGGCCAUCCUGGAGGCUCCUGAGAAGCAGCGGACACUCAAUGAGAUCUACCACUGGUUCACACACAUGUUUGCCUUCUUCAGAAACCACCCUGCCACCUGGAAGAAUGCCAUCCGCCACAACCUGAGCCUGCACAAGUGCUUUGUGCGGGUAGAGAGUGAGAAGGGAGCUGUGUGGACUGUGGAUGAGUUUGAGUUCCGCAAGAAGAGGAGUCAGAAACCCAGCAGGUGCUCCAAACUCACACCCAGCCCUUGA
This is a messenger RNA of Elephantulus edwardii (Cape elephant shrew), 1305 nucleotides long. RefSeq names its product forkhead box P3 (gene FOXP3). NCBI's taxonomy places the organism in Eukaryota, Metazoa, Chordata, Mammalia, Macroscelidea, Macroscelididae. The transcript is spliced from 11 exons. The coding region runs from base 10 to 1305 and encodes 431 amino acids. Gene Ontology annotation, cellular component: nucleus. Gene Ontology annotation, molecular function: DNA-binding transcription repressor activity, RNA polymerase II-specific; RNA polymerase II cis-regulatory region sequence-specific DNA binding. The record is from RefSeq and is a predicted model, not a curated record. Gene Ontology annotation, biological process: regulation of transcription by RNA polymerase II.